UCUGCGUUUAUGGAUGCAGUAGCAUGAGCAAUCUCACUUGGGUUUUUUCUGUUGGUUUUUUUUUUUUCCUUCUUCCUUUCCCCACCCCUUUCUCUCUCCUUCUCAGACAUCUGUGUGUCGAGGUCCUUUUGCAUCACCGUUAUCCAGAGCCCUGGAAGCCCUCUCGCUCCCCUUCCUCCUGGUUUCACCUCCCGCUGUAGCUGAGCUGUGGCAAUAAUGGAGCUCAGGACUGUGGUAGCCACCGUGGAAAGCGGGGAGCAGGACACAGUUCUCAAGGUGCUUCAGAUCUACAACCAGGAGAAAUCUCAGUGCUUCACCUUUGACGAUGAGGAGCGGGAAGAGAGGAAGAAAAUGGCCCAGCUGCUGAUCAAGUUCCUGGAAAGAGAGCUGCAGCCGUCCUGCCAGGUCGCCUGUUUGGAGAGCAUCCGCAUCCUGUCCCGGGACAAGUACUGCCUUGACCCUUUCACCACCAGGGAAGGCCUGAAGACCCUCUCCAGGCACGCUGGCAUUGAUUACUCGGAGGAGCUCAUCCGGGAGGUCCCAGACUUGGACGUAAUCCUGGAGUCCCUCAAAUGUCUCUGCAACAUUGUCUUCAGCAGCCCGAGGGCGCAGGAGCUGACAGCUGAAGCCCGGCUGGUGGUGGGCCUGGCCGAGCGCAUCAAGCUGUACAACGAGAGGAGCCUGCCUCACGAGGUCAAGUUCUUUGACCUGCGUCUCCUCCUGAUGACAAACACUCUGGAGCUGACCCUUGGUGUGAAGUGGAUGGACCCCUACGAAGUGGCCACCGAGGAGGGCCUUCUCCCACCUUUGCCUCGGCAGGAGACGGAGCGAGCUAUGGAGAUCCUGAAAGUGCUCUUCAAUAUCACCUUUGAUUCCAGCAAGAGAGAGGUGGAUGAGGAAGAUGCUGCUCUGUACCGGCACUUGGGUGCCCUCCUGCGCCACUGCCUCAUGAUCUCUGCGGAUGGAGAGGACCGGACAGAGGAGUUCCACAGUCAUACAGUUAACCUUUUGGGCAACCUGCCCCUGAAAUGUCUGGAUGUCCUUCUGACCCCGAAAGUCCGGCCAGGCUCGCUCGAGUACAUGGGUGUCAACAUGGACGCAGUCAACAUCCUGCUGGAUUUCCUAGAGCGGCGCCUUGACAGGGGACACAAGCUGAAGGAGAGUUUGACCCCUGUGCUGAACCUGCUGACUGAGAGUGCCCGAGUCCACCGCCAGACGAGGAAGUUCCUGAAGGCAAAGGUGCUGCCUCCGCUCCGGGACGUGAGGAAUCGGCCAGAGGUGGGGAACUUGCUGCGGAACAAGCUGGUGCGUCUGAUGACCCACAUCGACACCGACGUGAAGCACUGCGCGGCGGAGUUCCUCUUUGUGCUCUGCAAGGAGAGCGUGUCGCGGUUUGUGAAGUACACGGGCUACGGGAAUGCAGCUGGGCUCCUGGCAGCACGAGGCCUCAUGGCUGGAGGUCGGGAAGAGGGAGAGUACUCUGAAGACGAAGACACAGACACUGAGGAGUACAAAGAGGCAAAGCCCAACAUUAACCCUGUGACGGGACGUGUCGAGGAGAAACUACCCAACCCCAUGGAAGGGAUGACUGAAGAGCAGAAGGAGUAUGAAGCCAUGAAGUUAGUCAACAUGUUUGACAAAUUGUCCAGAGAGCAAGUCAUCCAGCCCAUGGGCAUCACGCCGAGCGGCAACCUGGCCCCCAUGGAGAACGCCAUCCGCGACAUGGCUGAUGAGAGGUCGUCGUCCGACUCGGACCUGGGGCUGGACUGAUCCAGACCUCUCGCCCCAGCCUCGGAGAGCUGGGGAGCCUCCAUCCCCUCUCCCUCCAGAACUGGUGCUGCACCCAGGCUAGUUCUGGGCCAGGACUCUCCCUGUGGGAUCCAGAUCCGGCCUGGACCCCUCACAGUCCGCACCAAGGAACACCUCCUGCCUCCUUCCUGGCUCCGUACCACCUCUCCUUCCAGAGGGUCGUCUUGGCCUGGCUCCACCUUGGUCUCCCCUGUCAGCACCCUUGAGGAUUUCACACUCUACAUUGCUUCCAGGACUUUCCAGUAGGAUUUUUUUUUUUUUUCAAAUACAUGAAGUUUGGGA
Molecule: messenger RNA, 2091 nt
Organism: Leptosomus discolor (cuckoo roller)
Lineage: Eukaryota; Metazoa; Chordata; Aves; Leptosomiformes; Leptosomidae
Source: RefSeq, a predicted model, not a curated record